This is a messenger RNA of Aaosphaeria arxii CBS 175.79, 520 nucleotides long. RefSeq lists its product as uncharacterized. The record is from RefSeq and is a predicted model, not a curated record. The coding region runs from base 65 to 520 and encodes 151 amino acids. The transcript has 2 exons. Lineage: Eukaryota; Fungi; Ascomycota; Dothideomycetes; Pleosporales.
ACCCCUUCUCUUCCACAAACAAAACCUUCAACUGCCAACAACACAACCAAAACAAAACAAAACAAUGCAAUUCACAACUCCCCUCUUCCUCCUCCUCUCCACGUUGACCCUCCUGCCCGCCCCAGCCGCGGCAUUCACCUGCGCGGUGGGCCAGCAAGGGUCCUGCUCGUACACGACGGGCCGGUGCGCGGUGAAGUGCUCGUACUGGGCGUUCGUCAACAACUGCGUGUGUCCGGAUAAGCAUAGGGGGUACAAGUACACGGGGGGGCAUCAGUGUAUCUCGAAGCAGAUGUAUGAUGGGAGGCAUAAGUGGGGUUCGAUUGGUCGAGAUGCCUUUUGUUGGUCCUGGAAAUGUUGGCUUUUGGGGGUUGUAUUGGAAGUCGGACAUUGGGAAUUGGGAAUUGGGAAUUGGGAAUUGGGAAUUGGGAAUUGGGAAUUGAGAGUUGGGAGUUGGGAGUUGGGAGUGGCGACGUUGGGAAGUUGGGAACCAGGCACUGAAGGUGAAUCCUACGAUUGGUAA